Molecule: messenger RNA, 1853 nt
Organism: Syngnathoides biaculeatus (alligator pipefish)
Lineage: Eukaryota; Metazoa; Chordata; Actinopteri; Syngnathiformes; Syngnathidae
Exons: 5
Coding region: 98-1189 (363 amino acids)
Source: RefSeq, a predicted model, not a curated record
UCACAGCAGUCCCAAGCUUGCCUUGUCCGCCAUCUUGUGUGUCCCAAGCAAUUGGAGCGUUGACGUCGACCAAGCGAGCCCCUUUCGUCGGGUAAAAAUGGGCCACACGUGCGUAGUUUGGGGCUGUACCAACCGCGCUCAGCCCGGGCACGCCAAGCGGAAGUACUUCGAUAUCCCGAAGGUCAUCGUCAACCAGGGGAGCCAAACUGAGCGGCUGUCGACGGAGCGACGGAACUUGUGGCUGUCGAGGAUCAACCGAGCUGGAUUCACUCCCGACCCGGCGAAGAGACACUACAAAGUGUGCUCGGAUCAUUUCGUAACAGGUUGUAAAGCCAAUUUGUACGAAGUGACUCAUCCGGACUGGGCGCCCUCCCUCAAGAUGGCACCCGAGCGUCAGUCACUUCCCGAUACAACACCGAAAUCUCAGCCUGGCAAGAAGCGACACGAUCGUCCGAGAGACCGGGAAGGUCGUCCGAGCCCGGACCCCGUCCGCCCCGAUUUUAGGGUCCGGGUGCCGGAGCGAGCCCGGACCGGUCGCCGUUUCGCACGGGCCCCGAAGCUGGCGCGGAGCAGGCCCGGGGCCGCCCCCUCCGGAUUCUCGUGGAACUCCUUUGACGUGUUUUUCUCGCCCGUAGGGGACGCCGUCGAUGUCCGUCACGAUAUGGUUGACUUCCUGUUGACUUGCCCGGAGGAGGCGUGGCUGGCGAGUACGGUGGAGCAAGACCACGCCUACGCUUCCCACGCCGCGCUGUCGUGCGAAGAGGAGGAGUCGCAGCGCCGAGGCGUCGGAGAGGAAGAGGAGGAGCCUGGGCUAAUCGGCGUCAAGGAGGAAGAGGAAGACUGCAGCAUCUCCCGGGAGGACAUCAUCGAGGUCCAAGUGAAGAGCGAAGACGAAGCCGAUUGGCCGCGUCACGAGGAGCCACGCGAUGAUAUGACUGAAAAUGACUCAGUGUGGGGGCCGGAGUCACGCUGCUCUGACUCGCUAGGGGGCGCCAAACACGCGGACUGCGACGCGAUUUCAGAGACGUCGGAUCCGGAACCGCACUGGGGGAAAACCCUCCGCGUGCUCCAUUUGCAGGAAACGCUUCAAGCGGAUGCCGGCCCUCGUCAGACACGCCGGCGGUUGCGCGCCGGAAGGUUCCAAAGCCUGCCUGACCCGACGCGGAAAAACCAAUCCUGCACCAUCUGAGCCAGGAGCCCCACCCCCAGGAAGAACUCGCCCGCACGCGCGCCAGCCAACAGCUAGCUAGCUAGCGCGAGCGGCAACGCGGCAGCCAGUGCUCAUUUAUUUUCACGUCAACGUCCAUCGAAGCGGCCGCGCUAACAAAAGGGGAACCAAAACAAUUUUAAAGCAAGUAUACGUUGCCUGGAAUAUUUAAUAUUUACAUAUUACCUGUGAUUAGGGAGUAAUUAUUGAGUGAAUGAUUGUGAGGAACCACGAGAAUUAGCGACAAUGGACUAGUUAGCGGCGUUAUGUGUACGCCAUGUUGGAAAAUAAGACACGUUGACCUCAUGGCAAAUGGGCGCCAUUUUGUCAACAAAGUGAAUCUUCUAUGAAUGAUAAAAAAUGAUAAUAAUGACACUGUUCAACAGUCAGUAGUCUUUUAUAUGUCAAGUGUUUCAAAGACAAACUAAUACAUUUGCACCACGAGCAGUGCUUCGUGGUCAUAUUUGGAAAAAAAUGUCAUAUUUGAGAGCACAACAGACCGGCACAUGACCGGAGAGAGACAAUCACAAGUGUCGACUUUAGAAGUAGGAAGUGAUUUAUAUAUUAAAAAAAAGAAAUUAAAAACUUUUGAAAAUGUUUUCUGAACUGAAAUUUGCAAGCUUAUUAAAAUGACGUCUUAUUUUUU